Messenger RNA from Schistosoma intercalatum, 2592 nucleotides. The record is from the annotation of a GenBank genome assembly. Lineage: Eukaryota; Metazoa; Platyhelminthes; Trematoda; Strigeidida; Schistosomatidae.
AAUGCUUUAAAUUUGUAGGCAAAGAUGAAUGAUCGAAUUUGUCACAUUUACCGUUUAUAAUCUCAAUAAAUAUACAUACAAACAUAUUUGUGGAUAUUAUAAAUCAAAAUCACAAUCAUGCUUCAUCGACCUACUCUCAUGCCUGCAUCAAUGAAAUCAUCCUCAAAAUUCAACUUAUCUACUAAUUCAAAACAUUCAUCUCAAUCAAGUAAAAUAGAAAGUCCAGAAUUGAUUCAACUACUUAACUGUGGUGAUGAUGAUGAUGAAAUAGUUAUUGUAGAACCUACAGAUCCAGAUGAAGACCGUAUGAAACAGGAAGAUACAACAUUUGAUGAUGUAUUAAACAAAGAACAAGAAGAUUAUGCGGAGGAAGAUUACAAUGGGAAUGAUGGAGAUAUGAAUUCGGAUGACUCUCAUAUGAAAAGUGAAUCUCACAUCCCAGUGUCGAAUAUUAAAGUGGAUGAAGCCACUGGAAAUGCAACUCCAGUGACCGUAACCACAGAUUCGGUUAAACCUAUUGGAAUUUUACCUCUGAAUGAUGUGAUUCACAAUUUACUCACAUGUACACCACAUGUUGCUCCCACCAUACAAAAUGUUGCACUUCAACCUAUACUGUCGGGUAAAAUGAACGGAUCGGGAAGUGUGCAAAUGCCGAAUGUUGUUUCCAAUACAUUGCCUACAUUGUGGCUUCAUUCUCCUGUUGUGAAUUCAACGGAAAUGAUGAGUAUGCCUAAUGUGAAUAGUGUGACAGAUUUGGCGAGUAAUAUUGUACAGAAUAGUGGGACUGCACUGAAUCCACUUGUUGCUGCUGUGCUUGUGAAUUGUGCCACAGUGAACAUGAUAAGUCAGCUAGCUGGAUCUAUGUGUACUCCGAUGGUGAACAGCAGUAUGAUCGAUGGUAAUGUUAAUGGUAGUAAUGUGAACAACAAUAGUGAGUACACUAGUAGUGCUUGUAGUGUUAGUGGUGGUAACAACGGAGUCAACACAGUAACAAUCCCUACAGCGUCAUUAUUUCCCAAUUUGUUAUCUGCUAUUCCGUUGUCUACGUAUAUUUCGGGAUUAGGACUGAAUACAACUGGAGGUAUAAUUACUUCACCAAAUAGUUUGUGUAAUGUUGGUGUUACUAGUACAGCUGUUUCGUCUGCUGCAACUCUCAAUACGAACAGUAAUAACAAUAAUAAUAUUGGUGGUAUGAUUGUGAGACCAUCGAAUGUUGAGAAUAUUAUGUUUUCAUUGUCAUCUGGUAGAAAUCAAGCUAAAAGUGAUAACUUAUUAUAUAAUAUUGGGAAAUUCGAUGUAAAUGAUUCAGUGGGGAAUGUUCUUAAAACAAAUACCAUUAAUAGAUUAACACCUACAGAUACUGAAUCAUCUGUGGUAGUUCCCUUUCCCACAGUUUCGUCCAGUAUUAAUUCUACUAAAGAAUUAAGGAAGUAUCACUGUACAUAUCCAGAAUGUAACAAAUCUUACACGAGACGAUAUCGAUUAAACCUACAUAUAUCAACACAUACUGAUACUGGUCCGAUAUCAUGUGAUACACCUAAUUGCAACGUGAAAUGUUUUUCAGAAGAGGAUUUAAAAAGACAUAAAUUAUCUCAACAUUCAUCAGUUGAUAAGGAUUCGCGUCGUCGACAUGCUUGUACAUUUCCCAGAUGCAGUAGAUCCUAUUCAGAGUUGAAUAGACUCGAAGAACAUUUAAGAACUCAUAGUGGUGAAAGACCCUACGUUUGUAGAAAACCUGGUUGUGGUGCUACUUUCGCACGAUUAUCCGGAGUUAAAUCUCAUGAAUUAACUCAUGUAUAUGUCUGUAAAAGUUCUAAACGACUGGCACAAUAUCCUAUCACUAUGGUUGGUAACAUAUUCGGAACAAGUUUUGAUACUUCUGAACCAAUAUUGAAUAAUCAGGGUAGCUCUGAAAUAACUAAUAUUUCACCACAUGUGUUACCUAAAUCAACAGAAUCAAUUGAAAUUACAAGUGAAAUAUCAAUAGCACCGAGUAUUCAUAAAAAUCGUACUCUUCCACUUAUUGCACCGAAAUCAAGUGCACCUCUUCUUAAACCGUCUAUUCCCACAGUAAGUUGGGAUUCCGGAAUGAAGUUAACUCAUGUUUGUCCAUUUAAAGAAUGCGGUAAAGCAUUCCUGAAAAGAAAUAAACUUCGUGAUCAUAUAUAUCGACAUACGGGUGUACGACCUUUUGUUUGUGAUCAAUGUAAUGCAUCAUUCGUUCAAAGGUAUGAAUUACGAUGUCACACUUAUGUCCACCUUCGUGGUGCACGGCCUAGUAACUAAUAAUUAAUUAUAUUUUCUUACUAAUAUCAUCCAUCCAAUUAACAUCUAAUUAAACACUCAUAUGCUCAGUGAUUUUAGUUAUAAUUAUUGGUACUAUCGUUAACAAAAUCCAUGUUACCUUGUAAUCUCAUUGACCAGUUUUUGUCUGAACUUUAUAGUUAGUGAAUAAAUCGAUAUCUGGUUUAAUAUUCUACCUAUGUAUUGUAUAUAUUGUAUAAAUUGAACUGCUUUUAGAAGUUACUAUCAUUGGGUUAUGUACAUUAUAUAUGUAGAAAGGAAAGAUUUUGUAACAAUAUCUGUUCUAUU